GGUGUUGGGGUCCGUGUCCUGGUCGGGAUGGGGGAGUUCGAGGUGCACCGGGUGCGGUUCUUCGGGCUGGUGCCCGCGGGCGUGCGCUGCCUCGCCUGCACGCCCCGCGGCGGCCGCCUCGCCCUGGCCCGCACCGACGGCACCGUCGAGAUCUACAACUUCGCCGCCAACUAUUUCCAGGAGAAGGUGAUCCCCGGGCACGAGGUGCGGUCGGUGGAGUCGCUGUGCUGGGCCGCGGGGGAGCGUCUGUUCGGGGCCGGGCUCAGCGGGGACAUCACUGAGUACGACCUGUUGGGGCUGCGCGCCGAGCGCCCCGUCGACGGCUGCGGGGGGCCCAUCUGGAGCAUGGCGGCCAACAGCAGCGGCACGCAGCUGGCGAUUGGCUGCGAGGACGGCUCGGUGAAGCUCUUCCAAGUCGUGCCGGGGGGGAUCCAGUUUGAGCGGAACCUGGACAGGCGGAAAGGCCGCAUCCUGUGCCUGUCCUGGCACCCAUCGGACACUCACAUCGCAGCCGGCUCCAUCGACGCCCUCCGUGUGCUGGAUGUCUCGUCAGGCCAAACGGUGCAGAGGAUCAUGGUGAACUACCACGUGCAGAAGGUGAAGCGGGAGUGUGUGGUGUGGGGCAUCGCCUUCCUCUCCAGAGGCACCGUCGUCACCGCCGACUCCUUCGGCAGGGUGCAGUUCUGGGACUGGCAGCGAGGGACCCUGUCCGAGUCCCACACCAUCAGCACCUCGGCUGCGCUCUCGCUGGCUGUCUCGGAGGAGGAGAACAGCAUCAUCGUGGGCACCUCCACCGGGGCCACGUACCAGCUGCAGCUGCUGCCGGUGAAGAUGGGCAGCCAGGAGACGCGCUGGGUGCGCACGAAGCCGUUCCAGCACCACACGCACGACGUGCGCGCCGUGGCACACAGCCCGACCGCGCUCAUCUCCGGCGGGCUGGAUGCGCAGCUGGUGAUCCGCCCGCUGAUGGAGAAGGUGCAGAGGAAGGGCUACGACGCGGCGCUCCGCAAGUUCACCUUCCCCCACCGGCGCCUCGUCUCCUGUGCCAGGAAAGCCCGGCUGCUCCUCUUCCAGUUCUCCCAGCACCUGGAGCUCUGGAGGCUUGGCUCCACCAAUGAGACCGGAAAGGAUGGCGAGGUCCUUCCCCUGUGCCGGAUGCCCGAGCACCUCGUGCAGCUCAAGAGCAAGGGCCCAGAGCACAUCUACUGCAGCUGUGUCUCUCCCUGUGGCAGCUGGGUCGCCUACUCCACAGCCUCCCGCUUCCACCUCUACCGGGUACAGCACGAGGGCGACAGCGUCAGCGUCAGGAAGGUGCCCAAAGUGCCCAAGGUGCUGCCCCCAGCCUAUCAGCUCCAGUUCUCCUCUGACUCCGACAGCCUCUUCGUUGCCUCCGCUCAAGGCUCUGUCCACGUCCUCCAGCUCCUGGAGCCAGGGGGCUGCAAACACCUGCACACGUUACGACCACCCUCAGGGUCCCCCGAGGCCGUUUACCUGCUGGCACCGAGUGCAGACGGGCAGUGGUUGGCUGCAGUCGGUGGGGACUGGGCAAUCCACAUCUACAACCUGAAAGGCUUCAAGCAUCACUGCGCGGUGCCCACGUACAGCUGCGCCGUGACGGCUCUCGCCAUCCACCCCCUCACCAACAACCUCGUCAUCGCCUACUCCGACCAGCAGCUGUUCGAGUUCAGCAUCCCCAAGAAGCAGUACACGGCCUGGAGCCGCAUGGUGCAGAACUGCGGGCUGCACAAGGUGUGGCUGGAGAGGGACUCACCUAUCACCCACAUCACCUUCAACCCCAAGAGCCCCUCACACAUCCUGCUGCACGACAUCUACAUGUUCUGCAUUCUCGACAAGUCCCUGCCCCUGCCAGACAACAGUGCCCUGCUGAUGAACCAGAGCACCCUGAAGCAGCUCCCAGAGACUGCCAGGCAGCGGCAGCUCCACGCCUUCAAGAUCUGCAAGAAGUUCCAGCCCCUCCUCUUUGCCGACCUGCUGGACAACAACUGCCUGGUGAUGGUGGAGCGGCCCAUCAUGGACAUCAAGACCCAGCUGCCCCUGCCCAUCCAACAGAAGAAAUUUGGCACUUGAGAGCAAAAACCACAUCGCUCCAGCCACAGCAAACCGUGUGCAACACUUUCCUAUGGAAUAAACCCCACUGU
Colius striatus (speckled mousebird) is the source of this 2159-nucleotide messenger RNA. It is a transcript of the gene UTP4, whose product is annotated as UTP4 small subunit processome component. The transcript has 16 exons. Lineage: Eukaryota; Metazoa; Chordata; Aves; Coliiformes; Coliidae. Gene Ontology annotation, biological process: maturation of SSU-rRNA from tricistronic rRNA transcript (SSU-rRNA, 5.8S rRNA, LSU-rRNA). Gene Ontology annotation, cellular component: small-subunit processome; t-UTP complex; 90S preribosome. Gene Ontology annotation, molecular function: protein binding; RNA binding. The record is from RefSeq and is a predicted model, not a curated record. Bases 28 to 2088 code for a protein of 686 amino acids.